Molecule: messenger RNA, 635 nt
Organism: Ostreobium quekettii
Lineage: Eukaryota; Viridiplantae; Chlorophyta; Ulvophyceae; Bryopsidales; Ostreobiaceae
Source: the annotation of a GenBank genome assembly
AUGCUGGUGCAGUUGCUGAAGAGGGCCCGUCCGGAAGACUUCAGGGCAUUUGAGGAUUUCGCCAGGUGGAGGGAUGUGCUUGCGCACGUGCUGGCGGACAACCUCGGGGCGCCGCAGGAUGAGGGAGCGUGGGGAGGCGAGGCUGAGGGAGACAAGGAGGCCCUACGAGUGGACAACGCGAGGCUCAGGGGCGCCGUCCGGCGCCUCCAAGUCCCAAAGCAAUCCCACUUCGAGGAGCAGGAAUAUGCAGAAGCUGCCGCGAAUCUGGACGCGGUCGCGGCAAAACUGGCCAGAAGCUGCCCCACGGGCUGGUCCUUCCCUUGGAGGCUGCAGACGCGCAUCUGGCGGGCGCUGCUGCUGACAUCAUUCGAUUACGUCAGGGAGUCGGCGUCGUUCGAUCGGAAGCUUCGUGGAUGCUUGGCCCCAGUCUUGGGCAUCGGCCCGGGCCUGCACAUGGCCUGCACUGCCUGGGUUCACUUCCAGCGGUUUGUGGCCAGUGGGGUGUCCAAGGACGUGGCACAUGUGCAGCAUCUGUUGCGGCAGCUGAGGGAAGUUGCAGAGGCCUCCGUGCUGACGUCAGUGGAAGCUGAGGAGCAGCGGGAGCAGGAGCGGAGAUUUGCUGGGGAGGUGGCCAG